Aspergillus costaricaensis CBS 115574 is the source of this 565-nucleotide messenger RNA. RefSeq lists its product as uncharacterized. The transcript has a single exon. NCBI's taxonomy places the organism in Eukaryota, Fungi, Ascomycota, Eurotiomycetes, Eurotiales, Aspergillaceae. The record is from RefSeq and is a predicted model, not a curated record. The coding region runs from base 34 to 318 and encodes 94 amino acids.
AUCCGUGAGGGCUCUAUCCGUGAGGGCUCUGCGAUGAGAAUCAAAUUCACGAACGGGAGAUUGAUAACGGUCCGCCAAUGCAUAAAAUUGCGUAUCUGGCUUCAUGCCUCCAAGAUAAGCGAGGAGGAGGACUUCUAUCUUCUGGAGAAUGUAGAUGAUGUGAUUCCAAAUACUUUUGGUGCGCACGCCAUUUUGGGGCAGAGGAGCUUCAUUCAUGAGGGGAUGGGUUCUGAUCGGAAUCCAUCCCUGUGCCCUAUUGGUACAUCACGAAAAUCUAAGGGUAAGACAGUGAGCACUGAGAAUAGCGCAAGAAGCUAAAACCUUUUUCAGAGGAUCGGGAUAAACAAGACAAACGACACGCAGAGGCCAAGAGAGAGGCUUCAGAGGCAGAGCGCAAGAGAUGUGAAACUGAGGUCGCAAAAGGUCGGGCUGCCAGGGAAAGCAGUGGAAACCACGAUCCAGAGGCUCGGCGGUAAGGUCAGCAAGGCUGAGAUUACAUGUGUUUCUCGUUGAUACAUUCCACUGGUUUUCUACCAUCUUGCAAAUAAGAUUAAAUGCAUUGCAG